This is a messenger RNA of Suillus discolor, 825 nucleotides long. RefSeq lists its product as uncharacterized. NCBI's taxonomy places the organism in Eukaryota, Fungi, Basidiomycota, Agaricomycetes, Boletales, Suillaceae. The transcript is spliced from 3 exons. Bases 1 to 825 code for a protein of 274 amino acids. The record is from RefSeq and is a predicted model, not a curated record.
AUGACACGUCGUUCCCAUUCUCUGUUUGGAUGCGCUCACACUCGACAUCCUCUCCUCCAGCUCUAUCCUUUGGCCGGUUGCUGCGUCUCUCCCUCAGCUCUUGUCCCUUCAGCAGUCUCUCCUUCGGAUUCAUCGGAUCCCAACAUCCACUCCUCCUUCUUGACACCUGUGCCAUCCACAUAUGUUCGAGUCACGUCAGCAUUCGCUGACAUGGUUGUUGAUACCCGGAAUGAAGACCCGUACACAUACCCAUACCCGCACUGUGGGUACGGGUAUAUCUUUGGGUAUGGGUAUGGGUCUGACUGCACACACCCGGGGGUAUACCCGUGCAGUUCCCUAUUCACAGGACAUGAGUCUAUCGAUCCUCGUGUCGAGCUCGAGCCACGCUAUGCACAGCAUACAGAUUCAAUACGUAGUAUCUCUUGUAGGUCAGAGAGGAACCUCCUUGACGCACCACACCUCCUCAGCUUUUUCCUGAACUUUGUCCUGUGGAACCGUGUCCUCCCAAAAGCCUUGCAUGAAUGCAGCAUCCACAGUGCCCUUGAUAUUGUGGAGCUCACAAAGAAGGAGCUGCCUCUGACAUACAAGAUCAGGCAGGCGUUACACGAUGUGUUCAGCAAUGGCUGCAAGGAGUGCUUUGGCUGCAAAGGCAGAAUUGAAUGGUCCUUUGAUGAUCACCUAAAGGCAACUGAUCAGCCUGCUCCAGGUAAUAUCAGCCAUCUACAUGUCAUCUCUCCCUCGGCUCUUGUCCCUUCGGCUUUGUCUCCUUCGGAUUCAUCGGAUCUCAACAGAUGCCGCUGUGGGGGCUGUGAAAUGCCACUCUAG